This is a messenger RNA of Melanaphis sacchari, 3212 nucleotides long. RefSeq names its product E3 ubiquitin-protein ligase SMURF2 (gene Smurf). The coding region runs from base 340 to 2748 and encodes 802 amino acids. The transcript is spliced from 15 exons. The record is from RefSeq and is a predicted model, not a curated record. Gene Ontology annotation, biological process: ubiquitin-dependent protein catabolic process; negative regulation of BMP signaling pathway. Gene Ontology annotation, molecular function: protein binding; ubiquitin protein ligase activity. Lineage: Eukaryota; Metazoa; Arthropoda; Insecta; Hemiptera; Aphididae.
UCAAUUAGUCUUAAUGAUUCAUAUAAGUAAUACAAUCAUACUACCCUACCUAAUACCUGUAGUAUCUUUACUAUAAUGUAAUUGUUCAAAGCGUAUAAAAUAAGUGAAAUUACGCGAAACUGGAAGAAUUAUGUAGAAAUUACAAAACUCGAGCGUAAUAUUCAUGUUUAAUUUCUUGUCUGUGAUAAAAAAAAAAAAGAUAUGAAUAUUAGUGAGGAGAAAAUAGUGCUGCUAUUCAUAAUGUGUUCAUUUUUUGUAUAGUAAAACGUUUUUUAUUACGCCAAAUGUUUUUUAAUUUAUCAAACGUAGAUUUAUCAUAAUAAUUAAUGAGUAUUAAAUAUGUCAGGAUCUUCAGGUAGCAGGCGAACUGGAGGAACUACCAAAAUCCGUCUAACUGUGCUCUGUGCUCAAAAUUUGUUGAAAAAAGAUUUAUUCCGUUUACCACCAGAUGCAUUUGCAAAGAUUAGUGUGGAUGGGUCUGGACAAUGUUAUACAACAGAUACCUGUAAACCAUCUUGUGACCCUCAAUGGAAUCAACAUUAUGAUUUAUAUUUAAGUAAAGGUGAUCAUGUAACAAUUACUUUGUGGAAUCAUAAAAAAAUCCAUAAAAAUAUUCAAAAACCUACUAGUGGUUUCCUUGGGUGUGUAAGGUUAUCUUGGAAUCAAAUUCAGCGAUACAAAGACACUGGUUAUCAGAAAUUAGAUUUAGUUAAAUUAAAUCCAGACGAUCCAAUACCAAUUAAAGGUCAAUUAGUGUUAUCUUUAUUAUCUCAAGAUGGUACAGCAGGUGUAUCAUCUCAACAAUCAUCCCCAUUGCCAGAUGGAUGGGAGGAAAGGAAAACAGACAAUGGACGAUUAUAUUAUGUAAACCAUAAAACUAAAACUACUCAAUGGGUUAAACCAACAAAAUCUCAUUCAAAAAUUACUACAGGUAGUGGUAAUCCUCGCCCUCCUGCACCAACACCAACAGAAGAUACAAUUGUAAGGAAUGAAUCUGAUGUGAUAAAUAAUAAUAAUGGAAAUAAUGUUGUUUUGACUGCACAAACGAAUAGGAAUCCUAGCAAUAGAGCAUCACUCAGUUCUGCCAGAAAUGCAUCAUCUCAUAGUUCCUCAAUUCAACAACCACAAGAUUUGCCAACAGGUUAUGAAAUUAGAACAACACCUCAAGGACAAAUUUAUUUUUAUCAUACUCCAACUGGUUUGAGUACAUGGCACGAUCCAAGAAUUCCUAGGAAUAUAAGUGUAACUUCAGGACAACAACUUGGCCCUUUACCUGCUGGUUGGGAAGUACGUCAAACAUCCAGUGGUCGCUAUUAUUAUGUAGAUCAUAAUAAUCGAACCACAACUUUUUCGGAUCCAAGACUUUCAACAGCAGUUAUAGCUAAUUUAUUACAGAAACAAAAUGAUCAAAGCUCCUCGACAAAUGAACAAAACUCAAUGAACAAUAAAGAGAACACUAGUAUCAAUACCAGAGUGCUCACUACUAGUGAAACAUCAUCAAGUCAGCAGAGAAUUCCACCUCGCCCUCCUGGCUCUGCUUUUGAUGGUCCCCAAAGUAUUGAGACUGAUUCAGAGUGUUUGCCUAAGUACAAACGUGACUUAGUAGCUAAACAAAAAAUUUUACGUACAGAACUGGCUGCAUUACAGCCUCAAACAGGACAUAUGAGAUUAGAAGUUUCAAGAUCAGAAAUAUUUGAAGAGUCAUAUCGAGCAGUGAUGAAGAUGCGACCAAAAGACCUACGAAAACGAUUGAUGGUUAAGUUCCGCGGUGAAGAAGGUCUUGAUUAUGGUGGUGUAGCAAGAGAGUGGUUGUAUUUAUUAUCCCAUGAGAUGCUUAAUCCUCAGUAUGGGUUAUUUCAAUACUCCAGAGAAGACAAUUAUACUUUACAAAUAAAUCCAGAUAGUUCAAUUAAUCCAGAACAUUUAUCUUAUUUCCAUUUUGUCGGUCGUAUAAUUGGAAUUGCUAUUUUUCAUGGACACUAUAUUGAUGGAGGAUUUACAACACCUUUUUAUAAAAUGUUAUUAAAUAAACCAAUUACUCUGGAAGAUAUAGAAGGAGUAGAUCCUGAAUUGCAUCGUAGUCUCACAUAUAUACUAGAAAAUAAACUUGAAAAAGAUAUAAUUGAUACUACUUUUGCGGUAGAACAAAGUAGUUUUGGUGUAUUAAAAUUGCAUGAACUAAAAACUGGUGGACAAAAUAUUCAGCUCACAGAAGAUAAUAAAAAAGAAUAUGUUAAAUUGUACGUGACAUACAGAUUUAUGAGAGGCAUUGAACAACAAUUUUUGGCAUUGCAAAAAGGCUUAACUGAAGUAGUUCCUGGAACAUUGUUAAAGCCUUUCGAUGAACGUGAGAUUGAAUUAAUUAUUAGUGGUAUUGGCACCAUAGAUAUUGAAGAUUGGAAGCGUAAUACUAGACUCAAACAUUGUUCACCUGAUAUGCCUGUGGUGAAAUGGUUUUGGGAAAUUAUUGAACAACACUAUAGUCAAGAAAUGCGUCUCAGGCUAUUACAGUUUGUCACUGGAAGUUCUAGAGUUCCUCUUCAAGGUUUUAAGGCACUUCAAGGGUCAACUGGAGCUGCGGGGCCUCGUUUGUUUACCAUACACUUGACUGAUGUACCAACUGAUAAUCUUCCUAAAGCACAUACAUGCUUUAAUCGUCUUGAUUUGCCAAAAUAUGAAAGUAAACAAAAAUUACUUGAUAAACUCAGUCAAGCAGUUGAAGAAACUUGUGGUUUUACAGUUGAAUAGGUAGUCUGUUAUAUUUUUAUUAACUGCAUACAUUUUUAUUUGUUUAAAAUAUGACUAGUAUCACAUAUUUGUAUUAUUUUUGAUUAUAGAAAUUUUAUUGUAAAGUCAUUUGUUAAUUACAACUUAUCAUAUGUUUAUAUAUUUUUUAUUCAGGAGAAAAUUUUGAGGUGAAUUCAAUUAUUGUUAUUAAAAUAUGUAAUAGUUCUAAGUUAUAGUAAUGAUAAUAAUGUGCAAUAAUACAGGGUAAGACAAUGUAAAGCCUUGGAAGCAAAAUGAAUUAAUUUAAGAACUAUAUUUAACUAUAUUAUUUUAACUUUUUUAAAGAUUAUUGAUUAUAUUUAUGACAGAAAUGUAUUAUUAUUUGUUACCAUUUAAAACUAAUGAGUAGGUGUUCAAGUGUUGAUUUUUAAGGUUAUUUAAAUUUUGGUUUUAAUUGUCAGAUAAUUUAAUAUACCUAAUUUUUA